Penicillium soppii is the source of this 1287-nucleotide messenger RNA. RefSeq lists its product as uncharacterized. Lineage: Eukaryota; Fungi; Ascomycota; Eurotiomycetes; Eurotiales; Aspergillaceae. The coding region runs from base 1 to 1287 and encodes 428 amino acids. Gene Ontology annotation, molecular function: oxidoreductase activity. The transcript is spliced from 3 exons. The record is from RefSeq and is a predicted model, not a curated record.
AUGGCAUCGGUUGUUACGUCUGAGGCCCUUGGGGGAAAGCAUCCCCUGGCAAUCCUAUUACAUGCUUCUCCACAACAGCAGUUAUUGUUUGUCUUACUUGGACUAGCCACCUAUCUGUCGUUGGUAUCUUCACUGCGCUUUCAGCGACGACGAUCCCUACACAAGAAAUACAGCUACUAUGCAACCAGGGAAUCUAUGGGAAAGAUGACCGAUCAAGAUGCUUGGGCCAUCCAAAAGACCAUCAUGCAAACCGAAUUUCCUUUCAUAGUUCUGAAGUCGCUACAGUUUGCCCUCUUUCGCACAUAUGGCAUCCCAAGUAUAUCCACCCUGCUCUUGAAAACAUCUCAGUUCUCGGACUCAUCAACUUCAUUUAAACGGUACGCCGACACAGGUACCUUAAUCGGUGAGUUCAUGGCCUUCGAUCCGAGCUCUGACCGAGCACAAACUGCAAUCGCACGAACAAAAUUCUUGCAUAAGGGCUACCGAGCUAGCGGAAAGAUCCUCGAAGCUGACAUGCUCUAUACACUGAGCCUGUUUGCCAUCGAGCCAAUCCGGUUUGUGAAACUGUUCGAGUGGCGUGAGAUGACUGAGAUGGAACGAUGCGCCGUGGGAACAUACUGGAAGAGUCUUGGUGAUGCAUUAGGCAUUAGCUAUGAUGCCUUGCCAUCCGGAAAGACCGGCUUUGAAGAUGGAUUACAAUGGUUGGAGGAGAUCGGUACAUGGAGUCAUGAAUACGAGAUCCAGCACAUGAAACCGCAUCUUCGCAAUAAGGAGAUCGCAGAUAAAACGAUCGAUGUUAUCGUGUAUAAUUUGCCCAGGUUUAUGAAGCCUCUGGGUCUAUACUUCGUAUCAUAUCUUAUGGAUGAUCGUUUGCGGAGCGCAAUGCUGAUGCAAUCACCGCCACCAAUCUUCAAGCAUAUAUUUGCCUCCAUGUUCAAGCUGCGCAAGAUAUACCUUCGAUACUUGGCCCUUCCACGACCGAACUUCAUGCGCCUGGACGUUUUCACCGAGAAACCAAACAAGUACGGUCGCAACUGGGUGAUUAUAUAUGAAGGCGCGCCAUUCUAUGUGCAGCCGACUGUUUGGAAUCGCUGGGGACCGGUGGCAUGGUUAAAGUGGGCACUCGGGCAGCCUUUGCCUGGAGAUGAGGGUGACAAGUAUUACCCGCAAGGGUAUUAUACCCCUGACCUGGGACCGAAGUAUUUCGAAGGUAAAGGGCGCAAGGAAUUGGAAGUCAUCAGGGAGACACUUCAUCGGGAGCGAAAGGGGCAGUGUCCAUUCCCUUGA